AUGUGUCAAUCAAAAAUCCACGAGUUCCUUCAAGGACUUCCCAAGUGCGAGCACCACGUCCAUUUGGAAGGCUGCCUCACUCCUGAACUCACAUUCCAAUUAGCUUCUCGCAAUGGAAUCACACUGCCUGAUGACCCAGCAUAUGCCUCAGUCGAUGCUCUCAAAAAUCGCUUCGAGCGAUUCACAUCUCUCGACGACUUUCUGCAUUACUAUUUUGAAAGUAUGGCGGUUCUGCGUUCAGAGCAGGACUUUGCUGAUCUUGCCUGGGCUUAUUUUCUGCAAGCCGACGCCGACGGCGUGCACCACGCCGAGGUCUUUUUCGAUCCCCAGGUUCACCAGGAGCGCGGUAUCUCCUAUGAAACUGUAGUCAAUGGAUUCUCAGCGGGCUGCAAGCGUGCCGAGCAAGAGCUUGGCAUUAGCACUCGUCUAAUCCUGUGUUUUCUCCGCCAUCUGCCCGUUGCCUCGGCCAACGAGCUAUAUGACCAGUUUCUCGCUAGUGGACACUACGAAGCCGGAGUCAUCCAUGGUCUUGGCUGGUCUUCUUCAGAAGUUGGCCCACCUAAAGACAUGUUCCGGGAUAUCUAUGCAUCUGCGGCGGCAAAGAAAAUUCCCCUUACGGCACAUGCGGGUGAAGAGGGUGAUGCUAGCUACAUUAGCACUGCGCUGGAGGUUGGAGCGCAGCGAAUCGACCACGGCAUUAACCUCAUACAAGACCCACAGCUGAUGCAACGUGUUGCGAAAGAGAGUAUUCUCCUGAGUGUUUGCCCUGUCUCCAACUUGAAAUUGCAAUGUGUCAAGUCUAUCGCGGAAGUUCCCAUUCGCAAAUUCCUCGAGGCGGGAGUAAAAUUUUCCAUUAACAGCGACGAUCCUGCUUAUUUCGGCGCUUAUAUCCUAGGAAAUUACUGUGCAGUACAGGAGGCCUUCAAUCUCUCUGUUCUCGAAUGGCGCAUCAUUGCGGAAAAUAGUGUCCAAGAGAGCUGGAUCCCAAAUGAGCGAAAGGCGGAGUUGUUGGCCAAGAUUGAGGCACAUGUCAAGAGAUUCCUUUAG
This is a messenger RNA of Penicillium chermesinum, 1047 nucleotides long. It is a transcript of the gene aah1, whose product is annotated as adenosine deaminase. NCBI's taxonomy places the organism in Eukaryota, Fungi, Ascomycota, Eurotiomycetes, Eurotiales, Aspergillaceae. Gene Ontology annotation, biological process: adenine catabolic process; purine ribonucleoside monophosphate biosynthetic process; hypoxanthine salvage. The record is from RefSeq and is a predicted model, not a curated record. The transcript has a single exon. Gene Ontology annotation, molecular function: adenine deaminase activity. Gene Ontology annotation, cellular component: nucleus; cytosol. The coding region runs from base 1 to 1047 and encodes 348 amino acids.